Molecule: messenger RNA, 165 nt
Organism: Arabis nemorensis
Lineage: Eukaryota; Viridiplantae; Streptophyta; Magnoliopsida; Brassicales; Brassicaceae
Source: the annotation of a GenBank genome assembly
AUGGAUCUGUCGCCGUUUACAUCACCGGCGCAUGUCGAUCUUGAGAAGCUGUCGGAAAGAUUGUUCGUCACCGGCGAUUACCCAUCGGUAGCGCAUAUCAACGUGUACAGCAAACCGGAACUCCUCCGUGUCAUCGUUGAAUCAUUGAAGCCACUCAACAAUUAG